CCUGAAUGCCAAGCUCAUAGAUGUCUACUUUUUCCUUUUUCCUUUUCUUUUUCUCUCUCAAGUCUUAAUAACCCUUAAUAAUCUCACCCUUCUUUUUCCCUCUAAUUCCACAACCCUAAAAAAUGAAAUGGGAUGUUGAAAUGGAAGAAAUUGAAGCUGUUUUAGACAAGAUUUCUGAUUUACAUGACAAAUUGAGUGAUGCAAUUCAUUCUAUUUCUCGAACCCAUUUCCUUAGUUCCACUAAAUCCUUCAAAAAUAACAACAAUUCUGCUGACCACAACAAUUUCAAGAGUAAUGAAUGUCAUUUCUUUGAUCACGAUUUCAAGACGAAUAACGAGAAUGUUAAUGGGUUUGUGUUUUUUAAGGAUUCCGCCAUUGCCGAGGCUAAGAGUCUUAAUUCUAUUCGCUCUGCCCUUGAACAUCUUGAACAACAGCUUGGCUUUCUCGAUACUGUUCAAAUUCAGCAGCGUGCAGAAAGAGAUGCUGCAGUUGCACGAUUAGAGCAGAGCCGCAUCAUUCUUGCCGUGAGAUUGGCUGAACACCAUGGCAAAAGAUACAAAGUAAUUGACGAAGCUAUGGAUUUCGUGGGAAGUGUAAGAGAUGCCACCAGUUGCUUUAUGGGACCCGAGAAUUCCUCUAAUCCUCCUGCAAGCGCACCUUUCGACCACUCAAUGCAGCAAAAAGGAGUCGAUGCCAAUAUCUUUGUAAAACUACUGUUCGCUGGGCUAGAUUCCGCCAAAAGAACACUUCAACUCGAUAAAUUGAGUGGAGUUCUAGGUAAUACUGCUUUAUUUGCUCUUAGCAUGCUUGCAAUGCUUCAUCUACAACAAGCAACAUACAAGGAUAACAUCGGCCUGAAGCAUUACAGAACUGUUAAGAAAUCAUCACUAAGAGAUAGUUCCUCCUCUGCGCAAUCAAGUCCCCUGGAUGUACGAUUUGCAAGAGGUUGAAAGCCAGUCCCAUUUUUGUUUCCGGGAAGUUUUGUAAGGUACCGAAAAAUACAAUCUUUUUGGAUGUUGGUCCUCGUCCCUCUGAUUUUCGAUGCGAGAUCACAGUGAUGCGGGAUCACAAGUGGAGUUCUUCAACAAGAAGUAAUAAGAUUUUAGGCUACUAGAAUAUUUUACUGUAAAGUUUUGUCUGUGCUGGUUUUUUUUUUUUUUGGAAAAUAUGUGUUUAAUGUGCAUUUGAAGAUGAAGAAUAGAAAUUGUUGUUCAUUUUGAUUAGUCUUCUUCUUUGUCUUGUAGUGAUUAAAUACUCUGAAUUUCAUAAGUAUUGUUGAAUUUGUUUUUAAGGUUUUUUUGAUUUAGAAGUUUCGGAAACAAUCUUUGUAUUUGUAAUAUGUAUUGUAGAUUAAUAAUAUUAGAGAAUGCAAUAA
Messenger RNA from Amaranthus tricolor (Joseph's coat), 1375 nucleotides. Its product is annotated as plastid division protein PDV1-like. The coding region runs from base 123 to 950 and encodes 275 amino acids. NCBI's taxonomy places the organism in Eukaryota, Viridiplantae, Streptophyta, Magnoliopsida, Caryophyllales, Amaranthaceae. Gene Ontology annotation, biological process: chloroplast fission. The record is from RefSeq and is a predicted model, not a curated record. The transcript has 2 exons.